AUGUUCUCCCUCCGCGCCGUCUUCGGUGCCUCCUCCGGGGCUCUCCGCCAGUUCCUCCCCUCUGUGAACACCCGGGCGGUCACAUUACGACCUUUCUCGCACAUGAUUCGCAACAGCUUGACGAGACUCCGUGGACAAGCAAAGUCCGGCAACGCUGUUGCGAUCGUCAAUGCGUCCGCAAGACAGGUUGAGCAGGUUCGGGGAAUGAAGACUCGCUCUUCUGUCAAGAGACUGUGUGAUGGCUGCAAGCCCGUUCACCGCAAGGGCCGUGUCUACAUUAUUUGCUCGAAGAACCCCAAGCACAAGCAACGGCAAGGAAAAUAG
This is a messenger RNA of Penicillium paradoxum, 324 nucleotides long. Its product is annotated as 50S ribosomal protein L36. Gene Ontology annotation, molecular function: structural constituent of ribosome. Gene Ontology annotation, biological process: translation. The record is from RefSeq and is a predicted model, not a curated record. The coding region runs from base 1 to 324 and encodes 107 amino acids. The transcript is spliced from 3 exons. Gene Ontology annotation, cellular component: ribosome. NCBI's taxonomy places the organism in Eukaryota, Fungi, Ascomycota, Eurotiomycetes, Eurotiales, Aspergillaceae.